Funneliformis caledonium is the source of this 2013-nucleotide messenger RNA. The record is from the annotation of a GenBank genome assembly. Lineage: Eukaryota; Fungi; Glomeromycota; Glomeromycetes; Glomerales; Glomeraceae.
AUGUUGUCUAAAAUUGUGCAAAAUCUUUUUAAUAAUGUUAAAACACUUCCAAGAGAUAAAUCAAUCCCUCCACCUUUACUUUUUGAUUUACUUAUAGCGGCCGAUGAACUUUGUCUUGGUAGAUUGAUUGAUCAUACGCAAAAACAACUUUGUGAUUCCUUGGAUUGUAUCAAUUUUUUCCUUGACAAUUUAGUCGGGAUUUAUAACCUUACAACACAAUUUCCACAUUUUCAAAUCCUCCAAAGACAUUUUACCAUGUUAAUUGAAAAUCAUCCAACGGAAAUAUUUAAUUCCCAUUAUUUUCUUGAACUACCCGAAGAGAUUCUCUUGUCAUGCUUAAGAAAUGAUAAUUUACAUCUUUAUGAAAUUGAGAUUUGGGAAAAAGUUUUAGAAUGGGGGAUUAAUCAAAUUCCAAGAAAGUUAAACAGGUUUAAGGUGGAAGAUUGGGAGGUUGAAGAUUUUAUCGAACUUGAAAUGAAAUUAAAGAAAUGCAUUCCAUUGAUAAGAUUUUAUCACAUUAAAUCGGGAAUUUUGUAUAAUGAUGUCAUUCCUUUUCAACCGAUUAUACCAGGUUUAUGUCCAGAAUUAUAUGAUAAUAAAGCAACCUUAUCAAAUACAUUAAAACUUUUAGAUAGUAUUGAUAAAUAUUUUGGAUAUUUCUGGUCAAGAAUUUAUGCAAGGAAACUUCAUGUUCCACGAUACUUGGAAGGUGUCACCAAACUUACAUACAUACCAGGUCACGAUGGGGAUAAUUACGUGAAAUUUGAUGAUUUGAUUCAAAAGUCAAUACUUAAACAAGCCUUUCUCAGUUCGAUGAUUGUUGAUUUCGCAUGGUUAUCCUCAAAGUUACCUAAUAAUCGGCAAAUUGUUUUGGCCAAAGACUGGAGAAAGGAAGAUAAUGAAUCGCAAGGAUUGAAUGGUAUCCCAAAUACAAAGUAUUUGAUCGUUCAUGCGCCUAAGGCUGAAAAUGGAUUCGGAUGUUUUCAUGCGAAAUUAAUGUUAUUGUUUUUCGAUAAAUGGAUGAGAGUUGUCAUUUCAUCCGGGAAUUUGGUUCCUCAAGACUGGGAACUUUGUGAAAAUGGGGUCUUUAUUCAAGAUUUUCUUGUUCGUGAUAAGUCUAAAGAAUUUAACGGUCUACAAGGAUUUGCUAGAGAUAUUAAUGAUUUCUUGGUAUCCAUGGGACUUAAAACGCAUAUCGUUAAUCUUCUUCCAGAAUACGAUUACUCAAAGUCAAAGGCAACUCUCAUUCCUUCAAUUCCUGGUAUUCAUAAAGGAAUGGAAAAUAUCAAAAGGUUUGGGCAUGGACGCAUAUGUAAGGCAGUUAAAGAAUUAUGCGGAAGUCGUGAAGAUGUUCAAUUAGAAUUUCAAAGUUCUUCGAUCGGCAGUCUUAAUAAACAAUACUUGGUUGAAUUUUACCAAUCCGCAAGGGGAUUGGAUCCUGUUUCAGCUCUAAGCCGUCCUCGACCAAAAAAAGGAGAAGUUGAUCCUUUGCCUCCAAUUACCGUAGUAUAUCCUUCUAGUAAAGUUGUUUACGAGUCAAAAUAUGAAUAUUCGGCGAAACUUGCAAUCGCGUCGACAAUAUGCCUUUCCGAAAAAGCAUACAACAAAGAUACAUUCCCCAAAGAAGUUUUAAGAAAUUGCAUUUCUAAACGGGAUGGAAAGUUGAUGCAUUCAAAGUUUGCAUUGGCUCAAUUUCGGGAAAAACCUAAUGACAUGCCAUUAAAUGUUGAGUCACAAGAGAAUGCAGGAGGAUGGUAUUAUUGCGGGAGUCAUAAUUUUUCCGAAUCGGCUUGGGGAAAAGUUACCACGUCGCGAGAAACAAAGGAAUUGCAAAUAAGAAUUAAUAAUUGGGAGUUGGGCGUUUUCUUUCCAAUUUACAGAAAAGAACAGGAGUAUCUUCCAAAUCAAGAUUACGACAAGAAAGAUUGGUUUAAUGAACAUUCUGUUCCCGUGCCUUAUAUUAGACCGCCACCUCGCUAUGCAGGAAAUGAAACGCCAAAGGUAACUUUAUAG